Molecule: messenger RNA, 3230 nt
Organism: Williopsis jadinii
Lineage: Eukaryota; Fungi; Ascomycota; Saccharomycetes; Phaffomycetales; Wickerhamomycetaceae
Gene: KRE33
Product: ribosome biosynthesis protein KRE33
Exons: 1
Coding region: 38-3157 (1039 amino acids)
Biological process (GO): rRNA acetylation involved in maturation of SSU-rRNA
Cellular component (GO): 90S preribosome; nucleolus
Molecular function (GO): tRNA binding; 18S rRNA cytidine N-acetyltransferase activity; ATP binding
Source: RefSeq, a predicted model, not a curated record
CAAUUACAUAGGUGAAGAUAUUGAAAAGGUGGCCAAGAUGGGUAAGAAGGCUAUUGACUCUCGUAUCCCUGCUCUGAUUAGAAACAAUGUCCAGGAAAAACAGCGUAGUUUUUUCGUUAUUGUUGGUGAUAAGGCAAGAAACCAGCUGCCAAAUUUGCACUACCUUAUGAUGUCUGCGGAUUUGAAGAUGAACAAAUCCGUCUUGUGGGCUUAUAAGAACAAAUUGCUUGGUUUCACAUCCCACAGAAAGAAGAGAGAAGCAAAGAUCAAGAAGGAGAUCAAGAGAGGUAUCCGUGAGGCUAAUGAACAGGACCCAUUUGAGGCCUUCAUUGCAAACCAGCAGAUUAGAUAUGUCUACUACAAAGAGACGGAGAAGAUCUUGGGUAACACUUAUGGUAUGUGUAUUCUUCAGGAUUUCGAGGCAUUGACACCAAACCUUUUGGCUAGAACCAUUGAGACCGUUGAAGGUGGUGGUAUAGUUGUGCUCCUGCUCAAGUCGAUGUCUUCUCUGAAACAGCUUUACACAAUGUCCAUGGAUAUCCACUCUCGUUAUAGAACGGAAGCACACAACGACGUUGUUGCUCGCUUUAACGAAAGAUUUAUCCUCUCACUUGGUGGCUGUGAGAACUGUCUGGUUGUUGAUGAUGAACUGAACGUUUUACCAUUGUCCGGUGGUAAGAACGUCAAAGCCCUUCCGCCAAAGGACGACGACGAGCUUUCUCCAAAGGCUUUGGAGCUAAAAGAGCUGAAGGAAUCGUUGGAGGAUGUCCAGCCUGCCGGAUCAUUGGUAUCUUUGGCAAAGACUACAAACCAAGCGCAGGCCAUUCUUACAUUCAUCGAUGCCAUUUCUGAAAAGACUUUGAAAUCCACAGUUGCUCUUACUGCUGGUAGAGGUCGUGGUAAGUCCGCUGCUCUGGGUAUAUCCAUAGCAGCAGCAGUGGCUCAUGGUUACUCUAAUAUAUUUGUCACAUCUCCAUCUCCUGAAAACUUGAAGACUUUGUUUGAGUUCAUCUUUAGAGGGUUCGACGCCUUGGGAUACCAAGAGCACUUGGAUUAUGAUAUCAUUCAAUCUACAAACCCUGCCUUUAACAAGGCCAUCGUUAGAGUUGAUAUCAAGAGAAAUCACAGACAGACAAUCCAGUAUAUCUCUCCUUCUGACUCACACGUUCUUGGACAAGCUGAGUUGUUGAUUAUCGAUGAAGCUGCUGCCAUCCCAUUGCCUAUUGUUAAGAAGCUUCUGGGUCCAUACCUUGUCUUCAUGGCAUCCACUAUCAACGGUUAUGAAGGUACUGGUAGAUCCCUGUCUUUGAAGUUGAUCCAACAACUCAGAGAGCAAUCCGCUUCCAAUGGCAGAAACGAUGACACUGCUGUUGUUUCUAGAGACAACAAGACAAAUGACGCAGAAGUUAUUGGUCGUACUCUACGUGAAGUGACUCUAGAUGAACCAAUCAGAUAUGCUCCUGGUGAUGCUGUUGAGAAAUGGCUGAACAAGCUUCUUUGUUUGGACGUUUCUCUUUCCAAGCACAGAUAUGGUGCUACUCCAAGUCCUUCAGCUUGUAAUCUAUUUGUUGUUAAUAGGGAUACUCUUUUCUCCUACCAUCCAGUCUCUGAAAACUUCUUAUCCAAAAUGAUGGCACUUUACGUGGCUUCUCAUUAUAAGAAUUCUCCAAACGAUUUACAAUUGAUGAGUGAUGCACCAGCCCAUGAACUAUUUGUUCUUCUUCCUCCUGUUAAUGACAACGAAGGCAAGAUUCCGGAUCCUCUCUGUGUGAUUCAAGUUGCUCUUGAAGGUGAAAUCUCCAAAGACAGUGUUCGUAAGAGUUUAAGCCGUGGCCACAGAGCCGGUGGUGAUUUGAUUCCAUGGUUGAUCUCACAACAGUUCCAGGAUGAAGAGUUUGCCAGUCUGAGUGGUGCCAGAGUUGUUAGAAUAGCAACGAAUCCAAACUACUCAAAGAUGGGAUAUGGUUCUAGAGCUCUUGAACUCUUGAGAGAUUACUAUGAGGGAAAAUUCACCGACAUCUCAGAAAACACCAAGCCAAGAGACUUUUCUGUUAAGAGGGUCUCUGACGAGGAGCUGGAGAAUACAACCUUGUUGAAGGAUGAUGUUAAGCUUAGAGAUGCAAAGACCCUCCCUCCACUUUUACUGAAGCUCUCUGAGAAGCCACCACACUAUUUGCACUAUUUGGGUGUCUCCUACGGAUUAACUGACAGUCUUCACAAAUUCUGGAAGAGAAACGGUUACACACCAGUUUAUCUUCGUCAGACUGCCAAUGAUUUAACCGGCGAGCAUACAUGUGUUAUGAUUGAAGUUUUGGAGAACAGAGAGAAGAAGUGGCUCGAAGAGUUUGCCAGGGAUUUCCACAAGAGAUUUUUACAUUUACUCUCGUAUGAUUUCAAGAAGUUCACUGCAUCUAAGGCGUUGAACAUCAUGGAGAGCACUAAAUCCGUUGACCACGGUGAAUCCAAACAACUUACCAAGUCACAACUCGAUGACAUAUUCUCUCCAUUCGACUUGAAGAGACUUGAGUCUUAUGCUAACAAUCUUUUGGAUUACCAUGUCAUUGUGGAUCUUCUGCCACCUAUCGCUCUCAUCUACUUCUCUGGAAAGAUGAAAGAAGUUAAGCUGACUGCUAUUCAACAGGCCAUUUUGUUGGCCAUUGGUUUGCAACACAAGAGUAUCGAUGAUAUUUACAAAGAGCUUGACAUUGCAUCUAACCAAGCCAUUGCAAUGUUUUCUAAGAUUAUCAGAAAGAUCUCCAACCACUUCAGAGAGCUCUUGAAUCAAGCAAUCGAGGAAACCAUGCCUGAGUUGAAGGACCAGGCUGUUGCGGAGAUGGAUGGUGAGGAGCAAUCUCAAUUUGCUGCAAUCGAGGAAGACCUCGAAGAUGAACUGAAUGAUGAAGGCCAAGAAGCUGUUAAGGCCUUGAAGGAGAAACAGAAGGAGUUGAUCAAUUCUUUGAACUUGUCCAAGUAUAACAUUGACGAUGACGAUCUUGAACUGAACAACGACGACCUUGCAAAGGCUGCCAAAACCGGUAAAGUUGUUGCCUUGAAGAACAAGAAGAAUAAGAGAAAAGGUGAAGAUACUGCUGAGAGUAUUUACCAGGAGGAGAUGAAGCUUGUGAAGAAAGCCAAGAAAGAUCAUAAAAAACGCUGACUUGUAAAAUCUAUAUAGUAAUAGUCUAUGGUGGGAAACUAUGUCUCUUGUAGUUGUUCAACUAACCAUUCAC